AUGUGCAGCCGGCGCCCUCUCCGACAGCGGGCCCUGACCCCAGUCCCGCACCGUAUUCCUCGUUUUUUUAGUUUCCAAUCUCAGCUUCGCGUUGCACACUGGAACUUCAGAGUCCGCAGCCAGCGGUAUCGGGUACGGCCCCUGCCCCACAUUUCCGCCGUCCCCGCGGGACCAUUCCGGCAGCGGCGAUCGACGCAUGCCCCUGAAGACCCCGAUGUGUCCUCAUUUCGUGGCGCAACAUGUGGAGAUGGCACCGUCAAGAAAGAAGCGAGCGGAGCCAACGCACAUCCCAGCCGCUUGCUUUCCGGCUGCGCUGCGCAUCUCUGCACUCAAGACGAGCCUUCCAAGGGGGUGACGUGCCGUUUCUGUACCACCAUCGGCCUCGGGUUGUUCGGCGGGCACGGGUCGGCAAGGGGCCAUCCCCGGGUUCACAUGGAGCCGACCUUGCGCUUGUGGUCACUGCAUGGAGGGGGAUUUUAUGGGUUGUGGUCGCCCCCUUUGGAUGCCCCUGCCACCUGGAGAACGUCACUGAACACGGUGACCGCUGGUCCGGGCGGCGUCAGCCUGACGGAAUAG
This is a messenger RNA of Trypanosoma brucei brucei TREU927, 576 nucleotides long. RefSeq lists its product as hypothetical. The transcript has a single exon. The record is from RefSeq and is a predicted model, not a curated record. Bases 1 to 576 code for a protein of 191 amino acids. Lineage: Eukaryota; Euglenozoa; Kinetoplastea; Trypanosomatida; Trypanosomatidae.